Molecule: messenger RNA, 573 nt
Organism: Adineta ricciae
Lineage: Eukaryota; Metazoa; Rotifera; Eurotatoria; Adinetida; Adinetidae
Source: the annotation of a GenBank genome assembly
AUGUUUCAUUGUCGUCGGCUUAACCAACAAUCAACUCAACUAGUCAUCACAUCAAAACGUAAUGUUCGAAUACCAUUUUGGGAAUUUUUGAAAUCAUCAUUUCAAGCACGUUCGAACCCUGAAGCUAGUAUUCAUCGAAAACGCAUUGGUGGCUUUCAACCAGUAAAAACAGAAUUACAACCGAAUAAAACCUAUCUGUGGUGUUCAUGUGGUUACGCACAGCGACAGGCGUUUUGUGACAAAUCGUGUGGGCAUUUGAAAGGCGACUUUCAACCAAUGAGAUUCACGUCGUCGACGUUUCAAAUGGCAGAUUUGUGUAUGUGUAAAAUGACGCAGAAGGCGCCGUAUUGCGAUCAAUCGUGUCGCACACGUUUUUCUGGCAUGCAAAUGAACAUGGGCAAUGCUGUUACGGGAACUUAUUCGAAUAUGAAAGACUUUCUGAAUACGAUACCGAAAGGUGUUGAAAGUUUUCGUCAGUUUGCUGCUGAGCGGCAAGCAAAUCUUGAAGAAACUGAACGUUUGAAAAAGAAAGUCGAUGAAUUGAAGAAGAAAAAGUUUUCCGAAGGGAAAUAA